Messenger RNA from Rubroshorea leprosula, 3228 nucleotides. Lineage: Eukaryota; Viridiplantae; Streptophyta; Magnoliopsida; Malvales; Dipterocarpaceae. The record is from the annotation of a GenBank genome assembly.
GCCUUCACCGUCGCCGUCAUACAAGAACUUUUCCACUGCCGGAUAUCGAACGUUACUCCACGCCGGCCAUCAUUAAAGCCAUUAAAUAACUAAACGACCAAGUUUUCUGAGACUUGUUAUAGUAUCAGAAUUGGUUGGGAAAUUUUCAUGUUGAAGUAAUUCAGAUGAAGAAGUUAUUCUUUUUCAAAUCUUCCUCCAACAAUGGUAGUAGUAAUGUGGAUUCUCCACCCUCAACAGAGAAGCAGGUUUACUGGGAGAAUCCAUUGGAAAGUGGUAGCCCCAGAGGGGCGUUUCUGAAAUCUAGAAAACAAUUAUCUGAAAGCAAUAGCUCUGUUAGUGGUUCACGUCUCCGAAGGAGCCGCUCCUUAUCUUCAGCUGCCUUUCUUGUAGAUGGAAACAGGUCUCCUAGUAGUGCCAGUAGCACCCAACAACAACUACACAAACAUUUGCCUGGUGGUAGGGGUCUCAAUCGAGAGAGGCAGUCCAGGACUAAACACAGUGAAAUCGGAGAAAUUCUUGCAGCACAUGCACUAGAGCAGCCUGGUUCUUCUGGGACACACCAUGAUUCAUCCAGUAGCUCGUCCUAUUGCUCAAGCAAUGUCUCAACCACAGUUAUAGAUCGGUACAUUGAGGGAGAGGAGCAGCUGGAAAGGAGCAGGCCCAAGAACAGUUCCCAGAGAAAUAAUUCUGGGAGUGGGAAUGGUUGUGGGAGGCUUCCUCCAAAAGUUCAUUAUGCUGCCUCCAUCUUAACAACAGAUAGUUCCAGAGAUAAACCCAGGUCUCAGUCAUUUAGGGAAGCCAAAGGUACUUGUCUUCACUUUUCCUCCAGAGACUGGGUGGAAAAUGGAUUUGGCCAUGAAUCUCCUCGUAGCCUUGCAAAGAAUGUCAUCGAGAAGCUCUCUCAGACUCGCACUUUUCCCAGGUCAAAUUUAAAGGAGCCUAACCAUGAUGUCCCAAUCACAAUUGAAGAUGUUUAUGGUGGUUCCUUGAAUAGAUGCCUCGAUCCAGAUCUGGAUGUGCUCAUCCAAAAAAGUCAUGCAUUUGAUGGACCUUACAAAACUGUUAAUAGAAGGAAUGAUUACAGCGGCCUCAAGAAGCAAGAUUGUUACUUUACAGUCAAUCCUGAGGGUUUAAACUCUUUUGAAGAAGAGGAUUUAGAUGUGGAAUUAGAAAGAAAAUCUAAGGAGGCUGAGGAGAGGGUCAUGCUUCUUUCUGAACAGCUCGAGGAAGAAAGCUUUCUUCGCGAUAGUGGGAUUGAUAUUCCAUCACUAAUCCAGACCAUUAGGCACUUAACAGAGGAGAAAUUGAACUUGGCACUUGAGGUUUCAGGCCUUCUACAGUCUCGAAUUUUGGACAGGGCUUCUGCCAAGGAAGAACUCAUAAUGGCAAAGGUGGAUCUAGAGUCACGGACCAAAAAACUUGAGAAGGAAAAGGAUGAAUUGCAGCUGGGGUUGGAGAAGGAGUUGGAUAGAAGGUCAGGUGAUUGGUCAGUAAAGCUUGAGAAGUACCAGUUUGAAGAACAAAGGCUUCGUGAGCGAGUUAGAGAGUUAGCAGAGCAUAAUGUUUCACUUCAGAGGGAAGUCUCAUCUUUUAAUCAGAGGGAAACAGAAAGCAGGAGCAUGAUAACAUAUUCAGAACAACAACUAAAGGAGCUGACCAAAAGAGUGGAGGAGCUAAGUAAUGAGAAUCAGGAUUUAAGACGAAACCUCUCUGAGGUACAGGAGAAGUAUAGGGCAACAAGUGAAGAUGUAAAUUGCAUUAAAAGAAAUUUUGAAGAGAAGGAGAAUGAAUGCAAGGAGUUGCAAAAAUCUAUUACAAGAUUGUUGAGAACAUGCAGUGAACAAGAGAAGACAAUUGAGGGGUUGCGAGAAGGAUAUGCAGAGGAACUUGGGAAGAAGCACUCAUCUGAGCAAUUUGAUAAGCAGGUGGCAAAAUUGCAAAUGGAGCAGAUGAGGUUGACAGGAAUAGAAUUGUCUUUGAGAAGGGAGUUGGAAUCUUACAGGGUUGAAGUUGACUCUCUUCGCCAUGAAAAUAUCAACUUGUUGGAUCGUUUAAAAGGCAAUGGGAAAAAUGUUGGUGCUUUAACAUUCAAGCUAGACAAGGAGAUGUGGACUCGUGUAUGUUACUUGCAAAAUCAAGGACUGUCAAUGCUUAAUGAGAGUAAUCAGUUAUGUUCUAGGUUGCUUGCUUUCAUCAAAGGAAAAGGAAACCAGCAACAAGAAACUCAACAUGAUUUAGAGCUAUUCAGGAAUGGUUUAAAUGGUCAAUUUCUUGUUGAAUGUGACAUGAAAGUGCAGGGCUUUAAACGUGGAACUGAAAAUCUUACAAGGAGUUUGCAAACAACAUCCAGUUUGCUGCAUGAGAAAUCCAGUGAAUUGCAAUCUCAGGAACCUAAUAGGUCAAGGAAACUAAAUGAUCAGGAAAUUACACAGACUGAGCUUAAAGCAGAAAUUUUACUAACCAGUUUGUUGAGAGAAAAACUAUAUUCCAAAGAGCUGGAGGUGGAACAACUGCAAGCUGAGUUGGCGGCAGCAGUGAGGGGUAAUGAUAUCCUCAGGUGUGAAGUUCAAAAUGCAAUGGACAACAUUUCUUGUCUAACUCACAGACUGAAGGAUCUUGAACUUCAGAUGUUGAAGAAAGAUGACAACAUAAACCAUCUUCAAAAUGAUCUUCAAGAAUCCACUAAGGAACUAACAAUCAUGAAGGGAAUAUUGCCCAAGAUUUCUGAGGAAAGAGAUUUGAUGUGGGAGGAAGUGAAGCAGUACAAUGAAAAGAACAUGCUUUUGAAUUCUGAGGUUAACUUGUUGAAGAAGAAGAUCGAGACUCUAGACGAAGACAUACUUUUGAAGGAAGGUCAGAUAACAAUCUUGAAAGACGCACUAGGCAACAAAACUUUUGACCUACUUGCCUGUCCUGACUCUAUGCACGAGUUGCUUCUAAAAUGAUGUUAACAGGGCAAGUCUUUUUGCUUGGGUGUGCGAUCACUGUUCAUACUUCAUAGUCCUAUACUUUUGAAUUUGGGGUUCUGGGGUUUGCUUUUUUAGUUUUUCCUUUUUGUAUUCUUCUGUUUCUUUUUUCUUGAAAUAUUUGAUGGGCAGGAAAUUAAGGGAAAAAGAUCUCGAUUCUUUUGUAAUAGAUAUGAACUCAUCACGAUUGUAUGUAAUUGGUUUCUAUCUGAUAAACCGAAAGGAAGGGCAUCUUCCCUUCUGCCCUGUUUAAGGGUUUGAU